Caenorhabditis angaria is the source of this 472-nucleotide messenger RNA. NCBI's taxonomy places the organism in Eukaryota, Metazoa, Nematoda, Chromadorea, Rhabditida, Rhabditidae. The record is from the annotation of a GenBank genome assembly.
AUGUUUUUCUUUCUCAAAUUCUACAAUCGUCGUUUACAAAAACUUUUAAAAACUGGAAAACUGACAGUCUCAAAUAGUUUGACAGCAAGAUAUCAAAUCGAAGAAAACAUCAAAUUUUUGAAUAUUGCCACAACUGUUGUCAUUUGUAUAGCUAUUCUCUCAACUUCUUUUUUAUUCCUGAGAUUUGCAGAAUUUUUAAGACUCAUUGAUCAGAGAACUAUUCAUAUUUUUCUUAAAAUUAUUUGUCUUCUGUAAGUUUCUGAGGCCUUUCGUUCGAUUAAUAUUAAUACACACUUCUAGAAAUCCACUAUUUCUCAUACCAGCUGUGCUAUCCUCAAUUUCCGAAUGGCGUUAUCCAUUUCUCCAAUUAUUUUUCCCGUUUAUGAAAAAAGCACGAAAAACUACUGGGAAAGUCAAUACAAUCGCCACUGGAGUUUUGUAUUUUCAACAAUUGGAUGCCUCGUGGCAAUGA